AUGAAGACCUCAACUUUAAUAGUAGCCCCCUUGCUACUUUCUCUCUCCUCUGCAAGCAUCAUUGGAAGAAUAAUCGGUCGUAGCAAUGUUGAAUCGCGGCAAGUUCAAGCUGCUGAAGAGCCCGAGACUGUAUACACAGUCCUAAAACGUGGUGAAAAGGUUGGCACGAAUGAAACCUUACCAAUCCUUGGUACCGGCGUUGAAGAAAUAAUCACAACUACCACUACUACCGGCGCUGCUGCACCGGAGAGGACAGUCGGUAGAGGUCGUAACGGUCGAAAUGGUCGAAAUGGUCGAAAUGGCCGUAAUAGAAAUGGAAAAAACAACGGCAAGGAUCGUCAAGGCCGUCCUGGACAAAACCGUGGGGAUGGAAGAGACGACCAUAGAGAUGACGACGAUGAGGAUGACAACCGAGGACGUGGUGGAAAGGGGAGGGGAGGGAAUGGAAGAGAUGAAAGACCUGGAAGACCUGGAAGAGACGGAAGACCUGGAAGAGACGGAAGAGAUCGGGAUGAUGAUUCUACGACCAUUACUAGGACAAGACUUAGGACUACUGAAACCACCGUCGUGGUUUCGGAGACCGAGGGCGCUGAGGAGGAGGCUACUACUACUACCGAUGAGGCCGGAGCCGAGCCUACUGAUGAUGGUGAAGGUACUCCUACUACUGAUGGGUUUAGGGUCAUUCCUACCAGUGAAAUGGAAGAAUAUGAAUCUGCACCCUCGGCUGAAGCUGAACACCACCCCGCUCCGGUAGAAUAUGUUGGCGCUUCUGCUCCAACCGCUGAUCCACGAGGUGGACGUCCAGAACCUGAUCCACGAGGCGGGCGUCAAGAACCUGACCCAAGAGGAGGACGUAUUGUUACUGUUACCAAACAUGAACGGGUCGUGGUCACCAAAACCGAACGAGUCAGAGAACCACCAAAGACAGUCACAAAGACCGAAAAGGUCCGAGAAACCGUCACAAAGACUGAACGAGUUCGAGAAGAUGCCAAAACCGUCACAAAAACCGAACGGGUCCGAGAAACCGUAACCAAGACCGAAAAGGUUCCGGAAACUGUCACAAAGACCGAAAGGGUCCGCGAAACGGUCACUGAGAAGGAAACGGCUCGUGCGGGCGUAGAAACCGUUACUGUCACUGAAUCGGCUUGUACUGAAACUGCGGCUGCCCACGAGACCGCCCCCGCGGUUCAUGAGACUACUACCACAGUUGCUGAGCACGUAAUGCAAUCCGAGACUACUUCUGUUGUUCAUGAGACUACUCCUGCUAUCCAUGAGACUACAACUCCUGUCGCUGAACACGAAACCACCACUACUACUGUAGCUGCAGAGCACGAAACCACCACAACCGCUGUCGCGGAACAUGAGACAACCACCACUACCGCAGUCCACGAGGUAUCAACCACAACAACUGAAGUUGCUCCACAAGAAACUGGUAUGGGCGAACAUAAGCCACAGCCAGUUCAUACGACAUUGGAAACCCUUGUUCGAGAGCCACAGCAUACCCCGCCUCCUCAACAUGAAGCUAUGAAACCUAGUCGAUUCUGA
Orbilia oligospora ATCC 24927 is the source of this 1545-nucleotide messenger RNA. RefSeq lists its product as uncharacterized. The record is from RefSeq and is a predicted model, not a curated record. The coding region runs from base 1 to 1545 and encodes 514 amino acids. The transcript has 3 exons. Lineage: Eukaryota; Fungi; Ascomycota; Orbiliomycetes; Orbiliales; Orbiliaceae.